This is a messenger RNA of Theobroma umbraticum, 5220 nucleotides long. The record is from RefSeq and is a predicted model, not a curated record. Lineage: Eukaryota; Viridiplantae; Streptophyta; Magnoliopsida; Malvales; Malvaceae.
AAUCAACAAGCAAAAUAGUCAAAUGCGCAUGUUUUAAAAUUUUUUAAAGCAUAUGUAUAUUUAUAUAUUCCAAGUCUAAUUUUGUUUUAUGAUUUUUAUAUUUUAAACAUAGGUCGAUGUUCCUUCCUCUGCAAGCUGCGGGAGCAAAUAGAAUUGUAGCGAAUUGUAGCGGUGGUUUCCAAUUUUAAAAAGUAGCUGCAUCUUUCUAACAGCGAAAGAAUUAGAGAAGCAGAAGAAGAAAGGGAAAGAAAAAUGACGGAGGAAAUCAAGUUGAGCGUGGUAGUGAGCCUCUUCACUUGGAUCCAGAAAAGCAAAACAUCAGCCAAGAAGCGGUCCAAGUUUCGAAAAUUCCUAGACACCUUUUGCAAUCCUUCCGACUACUUCAGCGCCAUGAGGCUUAUCCUUCCGUCGCUGGACAGAGAGCGAGGCACAUACGGCCUCAAGGAAUCGGUGCUCGCCAUCUGCCUCAUUGAUGCUCUUGGCAUGUCCAGGGACUCCCCCGAUGCUCUCCGUCUUAUCAAUUGGCGCAAAGGUGGUGCGAACACCGGCGCCAAUGCUGGAAACUUCGCUCUUGUCGCCGCUGAGGUUCUUCAGCGUAGGCAGGGAACGGCUUCCGGUGGACUCACCAUCAAGGAAUUAAAUGACUUGCUUGAUCGCUUAGCUUCUGCUGAAGGCAGGGCUGAGAAGACUGCAGUCCUUUCUUCUUUGAUUAAUAAGACAAAUGCACAGGAAAUGAAGUGGAUCAUCAUGAUAAUUCUAAAAGAUCUCAAGUUGGGAAUUAGUGAGAAAAGCAUAUUUCACGAAUUUCAUCCAGAUGCCGAAGACUUGUUUAAUGUCACAUGUGACCUAAAAAUGGUUUGUGAGAAGUUGAGGGACCGUAGUCAACGUCAUAAGCGUCAGGAUAUUGAGGUUGGAAAGGCAGUGCGACCACAACUAGCUAUGAGAGUCCGUGAUGCAGCUGCUGCAUGGAAAAAGCUUCAUGGUAAGGAGGUAGUUGUUGAGUGUAAAUUUGAUGGUGAUCGCAUCCAAAUCCACAAAAAUGGAACCGAGAUACACUACUACUCCAGGAAUUUUCUUGAUCACUCUGAAUAUGAGCAUGGGAUGUCUAACAUUAUUGCACAAAAUAUUCUGGUUGAUAGGUGCAUACUUGAUGGAGAAAUGUUAGUUUGGGAUACCACUUUGAAUCGGUUUGCUGAGUUUGGAUCAAAUCAAGAAAUAGCCAAGGCAGCAAAAGAUGGACUUGACAGUGACAGACAGUUAUGCUAUGUUGCAUUUGAUAUUCUUUAUGUUGGAGACACUAGUGUCAUUCAUCAGAGCUUGAAGGAACGGCAUGAACUUCUUCAAAAGGUUGUGAAGCCUUUGAAGGGUCGUUUAGAGAUUUUAGUGCCUUAUGGUGGUAUUAAUGCUCAUCGCCCUCCUGGGGAGCCCUGUUGGUCAUGUCUUGCAUACAGUGUGGAUGAUGUGGAAAGAUUUUUCAAAGAAACGAUUGAAAAUAGGGAUGAAGGUAUUGUGUUAAAAGACCUUGGUUCCAAAUGGGAACCAAGUGAUAGAAGUGGGAAGUGGUUGAAGUUAAAGCCUGAGUACAUUCGUGCUGGUUCUGAUUUAGAUGUUCUCAUUAUUGGAGGAUAUUAUGGCUCUGGACGUCGAGGAGGGGAGGUAGCUCAAUUCUUGGUCGGCUUAGCAGAUCGUCCAGACCCGAAUGCUUAUCCCAGGCGAUUUGUAUCCUUCUGCAGAGUUGGUACUGGGCUGGCUGAUGAUGACUUGGAAGCUGUUGUAAACAAAUUGAAGCCUUAUUUUAGGAAAUAUGAAUACCCAAAGAAGAUGCAACCAAGUUUUUAUCAAGUUACAAAUAACUCAAAAGAGAGACCUGAUGUUUGGAUUGAAAGCCCGGAGAAAUCAAUCAUUCUUUCUAUCAACAGUGAUAUCCGGACCAUAAGGUCUGAGGUAUUUGCUGCACCAUAUAGCCUGAGAUUUCCACGUAUCGAUAGAGUGAGAUAUGACAAGCCUUGGCAUGAGUGCCUUGACGUGCAAUCAUUUGUAGAACUUGUUCAUUCAAGUAAUGGUACCACUCAGAAAGGGACAGUACAGGAAGACGUGCAAGAUGGUAAAUCAAGGCACAAGGACCACACUAGAAAGGCAGAGAAAAGGGCUGUCUCUAUUGUUCCUUCUCAUUUUAUUCAAACUGACACAUCUAGCGUGAAGGGGGAAACCUUAAUAUUUUCAAAUCUCAUGUUUUACUUUGUUAAUGUUCCUCCAACCUAUUCUCUUGAUUCAUUUCACAAAAUGAUUGUGGAGCAUGGGGGAAUGUUCUCAAUGAAUUUGAACAAGUCAGUGACCCAUUGUGUUGCGGCUGAAAGCAAAGGGAUUAAGUAUCAGGCAGCAAAGCUUCAUGGAGAAAUUAUCCAUUACUCUUGGGUCUUGGAUUGUUGCUCACAAAAGAUGCUCAUUCCUUUACAGCCAAAGUACUUUCUUUUUCUUUCUGAAUCAUCAAAAAAGAAGUUACAGCAAGAAGUUGAUGAAUAUUCUGACCCUUAUUAUUGGGACCUUGACGUUGCGGAUAUCAAACAGCUCUUAAACAAUAUCCAAAGGUCAGAAAAUGCCAACACGAUUGACUUUUAUAGAAAGAAGUACUGUCCAAAGAAGAGAUGGUCAAGUUUUCAUGGCUGCUCUGUUUACUUUUACUGUUCAGCUCAGUCUUUGAAAGCUGAUUGGCAAGUCUUGUUGAGACUUACACUGAGGAGGUUAAAGCUUGAAGUUUUAAUGGGUGGUGGCAAAAUCUGCAAGGAUCUCAAGCAUGCUACCCAUUUGGUAGUCCUAUCAGUGCCAGGAUUGGAUGUUGACUUUGAUUCUCUUAUUAAGAGGUAAUGUAUGGCUAAUACAAUUUUGUAUUUGAUGAUUAAUGCCAUUUGGUGCCUCAUAGUGAGGUUUUCUGACUAGUUUAUGGAUAUUGGAUCCUCCUGGUCACAGCAAUAUGUUAUACCUCCGUAAGAAAAAAUAGUUAUUGGAAUAUAUUGGAACUAAAUUAUGAAAUUCAAGAGCAAUUAUUUUGUUUGGUUUUUUUCCCUUUUGGGUGAUAUUAGCAUCAGCAAUUUGUAUCAUAAUGUGGCAUGAUCUCAUUGACAAAUGAAUUAGCGUGAAAUGAUAGGGUACUCACCCACAUCGUGAUUGAGGACCAUAAUCUAUAUUUUGGAUGAACACUUGUAGACUAAAAUUUAGAAAAUAGGGUCUCUGUUAUUUAGACUUCUUUAUUGGACUCCAUUUUAUAUGUUAUGUGGACUUCAUUUUAAUUUUAUGAAGCUCAUAUAAGUAGGUGUUUGUAUAACAUUUGAGGAGGGGUAGCUUUUGCUAAUUUGUGAUAUUGAGAUUUGUAAUUUGAAUAUUAAAACUUCACUUUUGGGUUUUGACUAUUGAAAUUUCAUAUUAUUUUUUGAGUAUUUAUUUUGAAAUUAUUGGUUUUAAAUCACUUUGUUGUUUCAAAAUUUUUAUUUUUCCAGUUUUGAGAUUCAGGAGGUAUUUUCAUUUAUCAGGAUUGGGCUUCAAUUUGUUGAAUCUAAUUGCAACUUUGUUACUUUGAUAUUGUCUGUACAUGGUUCUCACCAUGAGUCAUUGUACUUAAAUAACUUAGGAUAAUAAAUGGUUCAUUGAUCAUGUUAUUUUUUAAUCAGUUGAGAUAUUCCAAUUUGUCUUAUGAUUGCCAUUAAUUGGUUAUUUUCUUUAUAAUAGUAUUCUCUUUGCCUAUUUGCUUAGCUUUUCUUCUGGCUUAAUUUUGUUGAGUUCAUUUCAAACUUUAGUGUGAUUAAGUUAUUAUUAUUAUUUUUAGGUGGAUAGGAUUUGAUUUAGAAAAAAAAUGCAUGAGAAGGAUUUUUAAGGGUAGUCUUAUGUUCUUUGUUCAUUAUAAGAUUCAGGAGUGUUAUUCAUUUAUCAAAAUUAGACUCUAAUUUGUCAAAUUUACUUGCGCUUUCUAUUACUUACAGUUUUUAAACACUGCAUGGUUUACUCCUUAAUUCAUCAUACUGGGGCAGCAUAUAAAUAGCAAAUGGGUUAUUGAUUGUGCUGAAUUCGAAUCAAUUGAGUAUAAUGUUUUGGCUUAUGACUCCCACAAUUUGUUUAUUUUCCUUUUCAACGGUCUCUACUUUGUUUUCAAACCUUGUUUAGUACUGUAGUUUCAUUUGAAUGAGUUCGUUUAGAAACUUUAGUGUAAUGACUAUUGAAUUAUGGAUUUUAGAGUGGCAAGCCUGACUCAUACCUGAACCACCCAUACAAUACCAAGCUUAUAACUCUAUACAAAUUGAUUUAAAAGGCCUACCUGAGCCUGAACCUCAUUGUCAACUACAAGAGGCACUUGAACCAUCCAGAUCCUAAGCAAACUAGACUUUAGGUGACCCAAUGUAGACCUGACAAGAGCUGCUUGUGUGGCACCUUCAAUGAGUCUGAGAAUGAUGUCUUCCAAAUACAGUUAGACCAAAUUUGGAUGGGUCAUUUUAGAAGGCAUUUCAUUUUAAAAGAGGGUUUUAGAUUUUGAGAAUUGAAUUGCCUUAUUCAGGCAAAAGAUGAGGGAGAAUUCUAAAAUGUUCGUAGGAUUUUAAACUUGUGUUUUAGAGACCUAAAAUACGUGAUUCAUUUUGAGUUUGAAUUACACAGAUGCUUCAUUCUUAAUGCUGCACACCAAAUAGUAUGAUAGAGAAACACUCCCUUCACUGGAUUCUGACCUCCCAAGUACCUCUCCUGUCAGCAACCUUGUCCUUGAAUGAUAACUGGUGUCUUCCUCUCACUGUGGCAACUUCAACCGAUAUCCAAUUUGUAUAUUUCUCUGUUUCCAGUGAUUUUCCUAGCAAAAUCACUUAGUCUUAUGUCUGGUGUGUCUCUUUCCUACUCUACCUGUCAUCUUUCUCUUUACCUUUCUUUUCUUACAGACUUGCAUCUUAAGCGUGGGAAUUUUAAUUGUGUUUUUUCUUGAUUUUGUGGAGAAUAUGAUGGUUUAUUUUUGGUCUUGGUUUGAGGAUUUGAAUGUGGGGGUAAGGUUCACAGAUACCAUGAGAGAGGAUGAUUGUUGGAUGUUUGGUGGUUUAGAAUUUGUUUUAAUCAACAUCAUUUCAGAAGACCAUAAGGCGGAAUUCUAUUUGGAAGAAAUAGCAGCCAAAGAAACAAUUUACCAUUCUAGAAUUUGCAAAUACUGUACUUUGAAUUGACUUCAUUUAAAAUUCUACGGUGCUUCAUCUG